AUGUCGGCCUCGUCGAGCGGCCAGCACCUCUCCUUCUGGUCCAACUUCCUCGCCCAUCACCGCAGGUCCACCUUCUUCCUCGGUCUCUGCACCGGCCUCGUCCUCGGCCUCGGCUCCCUCACCUCGGUCUUCUACCUCGCCGAAAAGCGCGAGCGCAAGAGGCGAAGGCGCCGCCUGCGCGCCUACGGCCUCGACGACGACGACGAGGAUGAACGCCUCCGCAGGGAAAUCAGGGGCCGCGACUCGAUCCAGAUCAGGAGCGGUCAGGUGGUCCGCGGCAUCGAGGGCCUCAUCGGCAACACGCCCCUCAUGCGCAUCAACAGCCUCUCGGACCUCACCGGUUGCGAGAUCCUCGGAAAGGCAGAGUUCCUCAACCCCGCUGGAAGCCCAAAGGACCGCGUCGCCCUCCAGAUCCUAAACGACGCAGAGGAAGAGGGUCUCCUCCAUCCGAACACUGGCAGCUGCAUCUUUGAAGGCACCGUCGGCUCCACCGGCAUCUCGCUCGCCACACUGGCAAGAGCAAAAGGUUACCGCUGCUCAAUCGUCAUCCCCGACGACGUGGCAAGAGAAAAGGUCGAGGUUCUGCGCAAGCUCGGAGCAGAGAUCGAGUCUGUCCGUCCGCGCGGCAUCGUCGAUCCCCGGCACUUUGUCAACGAGGCGCGCGCGCGGGCCGAAGCGUUCGGCGACGUCGAACUCGUUGGUCCGCACGCCGAUGCCCUGGGUGCGGGCUACCACUUCAAGUCCGAGAGCGGCGAUGAGGGCGGCCAGGGCGUCGGCGACGAUAUCCACCGGAGUGACCUCGUCGUCUCGUCUAAGUCGACGCGCAUCGACGGGCAAGACGACGAGCUCGAAAAGCGUCCGCGCGGCUUCUUUGCUGAUCAGUUUGAAAACCCGUCCAACUUCUGGGCGCACUACAGCAACACGGGCCCCGAAAUCUGGCGGCAGACGGGCGGGCUGCUGGACGCCUUUGUCGCGGGCGCGGGUACCGGCGGGACGCUGAGCGGAUGCGCGGCCUACUUGAAGCGCGAGUCGUGCAGCAACGAGGGCGGGCGGCGGCACUUUCUCAACGGCCCGCGGGCGCACGGCGAGGUGCGCGUGGUGCUGGCGGACCCGCAGGGAUCGGGGCUGUACAACAAGGUCAAGUUCGGCGUCAUGUACAGCCCCACCGAGGCGGAGGGCAAGCGGCGCAGGCACCAGGUCGACUCGGUCGUAGAGGGCAUCGGCAUCAACCGCAUCACCAAGAACCUCGAAAUGGGACUCCAGUGCGUCGACGAUGCCGUCAGGGUAUCGGACGAUGAGGCGGCCAGGAUGGGCAGGUGGCUCGUCCUGAACGAUGGCCUCUUCCUGGGCUCAUCGUCGGCCGUCAAUUGCGUGGCGGCGGUGCGCACCGCGCUGCGCCUCAAAAAGGAACGCGGCAGCGACCCGCCACCCGUCGUCGUGACUAUCCUCUGCGACUCUGGCGCGCGUCAUCUGUCCAAGUUCCACGACGACGACGCCUUGAAGCGCCUGGGCGUCGAUGCCGGCAGCAGCGACAUUUCCGACAUUUUGCAAGAGGACUGA
Pseudozyma flocculosa PF-1 is the source of this 1560-nucleotide messenger RNA. RefSeq lists its product as uncharacterized. The transcript is spliced from 6 exons. The record is from RefSeq and is a predicted model, not a curated record. Gene Ontology annotation, molecular function: cysteine synthase activity. Bases 1 to 1560 code for a protein of 519 amino acids. Gene Ontology annotation, cellular component: cytoplasm. Lineage: Eukaryota; Fungi; Basidiomycota; Ustilaginomycetes; Ustilaginales; Ustilaginaceae.